Messenger RNA from Anthonomus grandis grandis, 1931 nucleotides. Its product is annotated as nucleoredoxin-like. The record is from RefSeq and is a predicted model, not a curated record. Lineage: Eukaryota; Metazoa; Arthropoda; Insecta; Coleoptera; Curculionidae. Bases 343 to 1770 code for a protein of 475 amino acids. The transcript is spliced from 9 exons.
GUAAACCGACUCCUGCCGCCCGACGUGUUUCGACGCCUUCGGCUUCUCUUCACUGAAAAUUCGUCGCAGUUGUUCGAGUGACGUCGCGACGCCCGGAACGUGCGACCUUGACGUCAUUCUCGUUGGGAUUCUCUUCGGGUUUACCGGUCUCGACGUUUCGCGUUUUAUUAUUUACAACUUGAAUCAAGUAUUUGCUUUUUUAAAUAAUUAAUUCGAUUUUUUGGGGCUUGAAGGAGGCAUAUUUAAAAACAUGUCGAUGGUUGUUUUAUAUUAGGAGAGAAAAGGGUUGUACUCUGUUUGUACUGUUCAACUGGACCUCAGUACCUCGGUACCUGCCCAAAAAUGAAUGAAAAAACCAAAUGGUACGACCGGAUCUUCGGUAAGAAACUGAUCAAGUGCGACUCGAGCAACAACUCGAACGACUUCGACAACUAUCCCACUUCUGAGGUGCUAAAAAACGUCCAGAUCACCGGGAUCUACUUCAGUUUCGCCAACAUUAACAGUCAGAGUGACGAUUUUUUGAAGAAACUGCGCGACUUGUAUGAGAAAUUAAACGGAAGUUGCGCGAACGGUGACGCGGACAAACGAUUCGAGGUGAUUCAAGUGGUGAUGUGGGCGCAUAACGAUAAUUAUGGUGAUUUUGAGGUCAGCCACCGGGAGAACUUGAUGGGACUACCGUGGUUCGCCAUGCCGUUCAGCGAAAUCAGUUUAAAGACAAGGCUGAGCAGAAGGUACCGAAUAAAAUCGGGAGUGCCAACGUUGGUGCUUCUGGACAAAGACGGUUCGACGGUGAGCGUUUCCGCCCACGAAAGAUUAAUCGAAGACCCCACUGGCACCAAUUUUCCUUGGAGACCGCGACCCGUAGACGAAGUUCUUAAGGAUGUGGUUCUGCAACCGGGAGGUCUAUAUUACCAGGACCAUCCGCAAUGUAUCAAAAGCGACCUCAGAUACAGCGAUCUACCGGAUGGGGUUAAAGGGUUCUACUUUUCGGCACAUUGGUGUCCACCUUGUAAAGCGUUCACUCCUCACCUUGCGGAAGCUUACAAGCUCAUAAAGAAGAGGGAGCCUAAUUUCGAGGUGAUUUUCGUUUCCAGCGAUCGAAGUGCAGAAUCGUACAGCGCGUACGUGGAAACCAUGCCGUGGCUCUCGAUACCAUUCCAGCAAGCGUCAGUAAGAGCUGAACUGGCUCAGCUAUACGGAAUCAGGGGCAUCCCGACGCUGUUGCUAUUGGACAGUAACGGCCACGUGAUCACUAUGGACGCCAGAUCGGAAAUUAUGGAAGAUCCCUUGGCCCAGAAUUUCCCAUGGAAACCGAGGGCAGUGAACAUUUUAACCGAUAGAUUCUUGACUAAGUUUCACGACUUUCCUGCCAUAGUACUCUUUGUUGACUCAGAAGAAACUGAACUGCAGUUUGCUGAAUCGGUACUGCUGCCAGCGGCUCACAAUUACUAUAAAAUGAAUAAUAUUAAUAUUUCGGCCACGCCUGAGGACCGUCUGUUUUCCACUUGUGACCAAGAAGACUACUUCCUACAGUUUCUUAUUGGGACUGAUAACGAAUCUACUGAUAUUUUAAGGGAUCUUAUAGGUCUGGACGACGUGGUGCCUCUACUGGUAGCAAUAGACAUCCCGAACAGGAGAUACGCAACCAUGGAGUACGGCCUGGAAAUCACCACGGACACAGUACACGAGUUCGUAAGGAAAUUUCAACUGAACGAUUUGAAAUUUAAGGACGUUAGUGAGGAGGGAGUGGAAAAUGCCGAAAAUUUGUAAAACUCUUCUGUUCUUAAAUCCUUGAUAAACUUUUUAGGAAUAUUCUGAUUUGAGGUGCGGUGGAUUGUGCUAGAAAUGUGAAAAGACUUAAUAUAAGCGGCGGUUUGUAUUAAAAUAUGUGAAACGAAAGAAUAAAUUCCAGUUAGUCGAUUAGAAUAUAU